AUGAGCAGCAAGACGGAUCUUAGCUCAACACGCGACUCGCAGGUAGAUGGUGUAAUGGAAGAUGCAGUAAGCUACAGGCUUUCAUAUUCUGUGGGGGUAGCAGAGAACCGGAAUGCUAAGUUUAGAAAGACAAUGGAGGACGUGCAUACCUAUGUUGAAAAUUUCGCAUCAAGGCUAGAUUGGGGCUACUUUGGUGUAUUUGACGGGCAUGCGGGGAAUCAGGCAUCCAAAUGGUGCGGAUCGCAACUGCACACUGUAAUCGAAAAACGAAUUUUGGAGGACGAAACGCGAGAUGUUCGCGACGUUCUAAACGAAUCUUUUAUUGAUGUCGAUGAGUGCAUAAACUCGCAAUUAAGCGGGAACAGUGGCUGUACGGCCGCUGUGGGUAUCCUUCGAUGGGAAGUUCCCGAUCGCCUGCCGACAGGACUUAUAGAUCUAGAUCAACACAAGCGAAUGCUCUAUACGGCAAACGUUGGGGAUACCAGAAUAGUGCUUUUUAGAGACGGACAAAGCGUGAGACUUACAUACGAUCACAAGGCAUCUGAUUCCCUGGAAAUGCAAAGAGUUGAGCAAGCUGGCGGGCUAAUUAUGAAAAGUCGAGUAAAUGGCAUGUUAGCUGUGACGAGAUCACUAGGUGAUAAGUUUUUUGACAGUUUAGUUGUCGGUAACCCGUUUACGACGAGCGUGGAGAUAACCACGACAGACAGAUUCCUUAUUAUUGCUUGCGAUGGGCUUUGGGACGUUGUUGAAGACCAAAAAGCCUGCGAAAUGAUUAAGAACUUAACUGACGCAAAUGAAGCCGCCAAAAAACUUGUAAGGUACGCCUUGGAAAAUGGUACCACGGACAAUGUUACGGUAAUGGUGGUAUUUUUUGAGAUCUGA
Molecule: messenger RNA, 882 nt
Organism: Lachancea mirantina
Lineage: Eukaryota; Fungi; Ascomycota; Saccharomycetes; Saccharomycetales; Saccharomycetaceae
Source: the annotation of a GenBank genome assembly